Messenger RNA from Pelobates fuscus (common spadefoot toad), 1535 nucleotides. It is a transcript of the gene GPR20, whose product is annotated as G protein-coupled receptor 20. Gene Ontology annotation, cellular component: plasma membrane. The coding region runs from base 259 to 1308 and encodes 349 amino acids. The transcript is spliced from 3 exons. The record is from RefSeq and is a predicted model, not a curated record. Lineage: Eukaryota; Metazoa; Chordata; Amphibia; Anura; Pelobatidae. Gene Ontology annotation, molecular function: G protein-coupled receptor activity. Gene Ontology annotation, biological process: positive regulation of Rho protein signal transduction; phospholipase C-activating G protein-coupled receptor signaling pathway.
GAGACAGUCUGGAGAGCAAGUUCUCUAUCCUUUGAGUCCAACAGCUGCAACAUCUGUCUAGGGAUACGUUCCAUUAACUCUGUGUAUAUGACCAGCUGGCGCCCUCCUGUGGGAUAGAACCUUAUGGUUCCAUGAACAUUCCAUGCUAUAUGCCACUGCUGUUAUUGUCACAUCGUCAUCCUAUGAUUGACAGCCAAUCCCGCAUUAUUGGAUCAUUGUUUCUGCCUCAGGAUAUAAAGAUUAUUGAAGCUAAAAACAAUGGAGUGUCUCUUUAACCGGAAGGCCAAUCAAUCACUGUACCCUCCGGCUCCAAAUGGCACUUUUCCCUCCUCUACGGACCAAUUACAAGAUCUUGAUAAGGCACUACAUACUACCUUUUAUGGCCUUUGGGUUUCACUGAUGGUUAUCAAUAGUAUGAUUUUUCUAGUGGGCAUAAUUUUGAACAGUUUAGCCAUCUACGUAUUUUGUUUUCGAACCAAAUCAAAGACCACAUCUGUGAUUUACACCAUAAACUUGGUGGUGACCGAUCUCCUGGUUGGCCUCUCUUUGCCAACCCGAAUAAUCAUGUAUUACAGUGGAGGGAACUGCUCUACAUGCUUCUUUGUCCACAGCUUCACAUACUUUGUUAACAUGUAUUGCAGUAUACUUUUUCUGACGUGUAUCUGUGUAGACCGUUACAUGGCCAUUGUCCAGGUUGAGGCAUCACGCAAGUGGAGAAAUCCCAACUAUGCUAAGUUGAUAUGCAUCUUAAUCUGGAUAUUUGCUGUGGUUGUCACUUUUACCAUCUUAACGACUACGAUUAACCAUCCCCAAUGCUGCUUCUUCCAACUCUUCUCAUUGACUGCAUUCGAGUACUUUGUGCCUCUUAUAAUAAUCACCUUCUACACCCUGAGAAUUAUGUGGGCUUUAUCCAGGUCGACUCUAAUGAACCAAAGCAGAGAGAGGAGGAUGAAAGCUGUCCAACUUCUCAUCACAGUCUUGAUCAUCUUCACCGUGUGCUUCACACCCUUCCAUGUCAGCCAGGUGGCCAUAUGUGUCAGCAAAUCUAUAUCCCGCGACGUCAGCCUGAUUGUCUACCAUGUGACAGUGACACUAAGCAGCCUAAACAGUUGUAUGGACCCUAUUGUCUACUGCUUCGUCACAAACAACUUCCAGUCUACAAUGAAAAGCAUCUUUAGAAAACACCACCCAGAGCAAUUCAGUGUGGACAUUGUGAGCCUGCACAAGAACUCUAAAGGUUCCGGAACAAUUACUGCAAUUUCAAACGCUAUUGUUACCCUACCGCUACAAAGUGGCGCCCUCAUCUAGCCUCUGUGCCAGCAGCUAUCAUGCCAGGCUAGGAGUGUAGUACUUUCAAGUGUAUAUAAUUUUCAACCCAUCCACUUAAAAAUGAACAUGUUCUUGUUGAUGUUGACGUCAAACAUUUUGUUCUAAAGAAAAUGAGUGCAUUCCGAAACACGGGACAUUUGUCCAGAUAAUUGGAGAGUGUGACGGGGUGUUAAGAACAGAAUAAAGUGUUUUCUUUUUUCUAUUUA